CACAAGCACAGAAGCGGAGCCUGGAGGAUCAGCAUCAAGAAGCCCCCCCUCCAGCCACCUCAUUCUCAGACAGCCCUGCCCCCUUAUUUUCCAAAGGAAGCCCAGCAAAAGCUAACAGCUGAAAGCCCCAAGAAGGUGGUAGAGGAGCCAUCAAGAGCCACCAGCAUCUUUUCUUGAAAUCCCCUCUCUUUCCAGCAGCUGCCCCUCUGCCCCCUCUGAUUUUCCCUACAAAAGGUGCUUUCUCCCCCCCCCCCGCAUUAUAACCCAGCUGGUGUAGAAUUGCUGAGAAGGGGGGGUCGCUCCACAAAUGCCUUUCUCUCUGUGUCCCUGGUUAGCUGCUGCAUCUUGUGUCAUUUAGAUUUCUGCCGACGAGGAUGGCAGUCGAACUGAACGCAAGGCAGGGACAGGUGUAAAAAAAAGGGGGGUGAGAGAAGAGAAGCUCUUGGCCCCCCCUCUCCCCUCAAAAGGCUCAGGGAAGCUCCUCUGAGAGUUUUUGGGAAGACCUGCAGCAAAAAGAGAGAGAAGAUUGCAGCCUCUGUGGGAGACACAAGGCAAAAUCAAGGUGUGACGGCGGGCCCUCCAGAUGGAGACCACGGGCCCCACCUGUCUGCUAUUCAUCCUCUUGGUGCUCCUGGAGGGGACGACCCAUGCACUCUUCCCUGAAGAGCCCGGCCCCAUCAACGUGGCCCUUGAUGACUAUGUGAAGCAGUAUGCUGUCUUCCUGGGCAACGGGGUGGGCCGGUUUUCCAGCCAAGACAGUGGUGCCGAGCGCCUCAGAAUUCAACGGAUGUUGACAUUGAACAGGACUUUGUUCAUAGGGGACAGGGAUAACUUGUACCGUGUCAGCUUGGAGCCUGCCUCAGCCGGCGAAAUGCGCUACCACCAGAAACUGACAUGGAGGUCGAAUCAGCACGACAUCAACAUCUGCCGGAUGAAAGGGAAGCACGAGGCAGAGUGCCGGAAUUUCGUCAGAGUGCUUCUCCCCCGCAACGACAACAUGCUCUUUGUCUGUGGCACCAAUGCCUUCAACCCCGUCUGUGCCAACUUUACGAUGGACACACUAGAGCCCGUUGGAGACAACAUCAGCGGGAUGGCCCGGUGUCCUUACGACCCCAAGCAUGCCAACGUUGCUCUCUUUACAGGUGGGAUGCUCUUCACUGCCACUGUGACAGAUUUCCUGGCCAUAGACGCGGUGAUUUACCGCAGCCUCGGAGAGAGCCCGACACUGCGCACUGUCAAACAUGAUUCCAAGUGGUUCAAAGAACCAUAUUUUGUCCAUGCUGUGGAGUGGAAGAGCCAUGUCUAUUUCUUCUUCCGGGAGAUUGCAAUGGAGUUUAACUACCUAGAGAAAGUGGUGGUUUCACGGGUGGCCAGAGUCUGCAAGAACGACAUGGGUGGCUCACAGCGGGUGCUGGAGAAACAGUGGACAUCCUUCCUCAAGGCCCGCCUCAACUGCUCUGUCCCGGGGGACUCGCACUUCUACUUCAACGUCAUCCAAUCGGUCACGGACAUCUUGGAGAUUGACGGGCGGCCAGUAGUCCUGGCGGUUUUUUCCACACCCUCGAACAGCAUUCCUGGCUCUGCUGUCUGUGCCUUUGACAUGGCCCAAAUCGCCUCCGUCUUUAAGGGACGGUUCCGGGAGCAGAAAUCCCCAGAAUCCAUUUGGACGCCGGUGCCAGAGGAGCUGGUACCGAAGCCGCGGCCGGGUUGUUGUGCGGCUCCCGGGAUGCGCUACAACUCCUCGAGCUUCUUUCCAGACGAAAUCCUCAAUUUUGUCAAGACUCAUCCCCUGAUGGAUGAGUCAGUGCCGUCGCUUGGCAACACUCCCUGGAUUGUCCGGACCAUGGCACGGUAUCAGCUGCGUAAGAUCGUAGUAGACACCACUGCAGGGCCUGGCAGAAACCACACCGUGGUGUUCCUGGCCUCAGACACAGGCACAGUCCUCAAGUUUCUCAUCCAUGCCAAUGUCAGCACUGGCUCCACAUCCAUCCGUUCCACCAGCCAGAGUUUGCUGUUGGAGGAGUUUGAGACUUAUCCCAGUGACAAGUGUGGCAAGGACAGUACAGGUGAACGGAAAGUCCUGGGCAUGGUAUUAGACAAAGCCACCGGGUCCUUGCUGCUGGCGUUUCCUCCCUGUGUGGUGUGGGCCCCCGUGGCCAGGUGCCACCAACAUUCCGGCUGCAUGAAAAACUGUUUAGGGAGCCGUGAUCCAUAUUGUGGCUGGACGUCUGAAGGCUCCUGUGUUUUCCUGGAACAGAGUACCAGGGUUGCAUUUGAACAAGACAUUGGCGGCGGCAAGACCUCUCACCUUGGUGACUGUGAAGGGCUGGUGACCGAAAGCUUUGUUGACGAACCGGAUGGCCUGGUCUCGGUGAACCUUCUGGUGAUUUCCUCCGUGGCCGCCUUUGUCAUCGGGGCCGUGAUUUCGGGUUUCAGCGUCUGCUGGUUCAUUGGGCACCGCGACCGGAAGGAGUUGGCUCGGCGCAAGGACAAAGAGAACAUCCUGUCUCACAGCGAGUCGGUGGUGAGCGUCAGCCGGCUGGGCGAGCGGCGCUCUCGGGGGGGACCCGGUGGGCAGCCGGAGAACUUGCUGGCCCCACUGAUGCAGAACGGGUGGCCCAAGGGGCUCAUCAAAGUGAGCCAGCAUGACCUGGAUUCGGGGGUGCUCCCCACGCCAGAGCAGACCCCCUUGCAACAGAAGCGGUGCCCCAAGCCGUGCACCUGGGAGUAUAGCCACAACCUCAUCAAUGCCUCCCUGCGCAGUGGAGACCCACCGUCCUCGGUCAUCCUUCUCCAUGCGGGCCACACCCCAGUGGCCCCCCACCACAUCAGCUCUGGCCGUGUCAUCCCCAUCUGCCACUCCAUGUUGAUGGACCAAGAACUGGAGGGGGAGUCUGGCGAUCUCUCGUUGGACAUGCGAUACCUGCCCGUCAGUGGUGGCGAGGGGCCGAGGGUGGUCCAGCAGCCACCGCUGCAACACCAGCAAGCACCACCGUCGCACCGACCCAGCGGGACUCGCAGCUCCUACAGUGGCGAGCUGCCCAUCACGCCGCACGGCAGCCCGGAUCGGCGGCGGGUGGUGUCGGCCCCGAGCGGGAAGACGGGGGAUCCUACCCAGUGGAACCCUGAAAAGCUGAACUCGAAUAGUAACAAUGCCACCAGCAAGGCAAACACACAUCUGAAAGGCACGCACACUUUCAACAGCGGAGAAGGCCAGGUGGCUUACGCCCGGGCUCAGCGGGGGCCCACGCUGGGCCCCCAGCACACCCUCACAGACUUCAGCCACCUCCUGAAAUAUGGCGGCAUUGAACGGACUCCCUCCUCUGUCAAAUAGGAGGGCCGGCCUGCGGGGCGUGGCUUGGUUUGGUGGCCUCCCUCCUUGGAAAAGGGGCGGGGUUUCACAGUGGGGAGGAAGGGCAAAUCAGGAAAAAGGACGAGGAGAGACCCUUGGUCCCACUUGAGGAGGGGGGCGGGGGAAGGACCUGCGCUCCCCUAGGAGGGAGGUGCUGCUUGCGGCAAAAACAAAACCAAGCAGGGAGCGGGGACCUCUUCUGGGUGGGUGCGUGUGCGAUUUGGAGUCGUCUUCAUCCUGGGGCUUCCUCCUCGCUGGACUCUUCCUUGACUUCUGCAAUGCUCCGCCUCCUUUCUGAGAGGUGGCGGGCGGGGGCGUUGCUCCCCCUGCGUUGGGCACAGAGACGGACGACGUCCGAGCCAGCAGGAGUUGGUCGGGAGGUUUGAGGAGGCUGCAGGGAAGGAACUGGAGGCCCCAAUGCACCUCCUCUCCCCACUCCCCCCCCCAUUCUGGAAUGGUUGGGUGUUUGGAGCAUGGUGCCAGACAACGAAAGGGAUUUUUUAAAAUAAUAAGAAUCAUAAAGUAAUCAAUGACCGGAUUUUCUUCCCAGAUUUCCAUGGAAUUUCCUCCCCCCCCUUUUGUAUGUAACACACAUACACACAGAGAGAGAGACACAGACACACACACACACCCGUGACUACUCCAAGUAGGAAUGAAUAGUUUGGAAGCGGCUGUUUCUAUUGACUGACGCCGGCAUGCCAAGGCCUGCCUGUUCCUUUUCUCUGUUUCAACGUGACUGAGGAUUUUCUCUACAGGAGACAACACGCCAAGGGUGCUAGCUGUUGGAGCAGGAAGGAAACCGCUCACCAAUGUGGCUCUUUCCAUCGUCCCCGUCAACGCAGCAGGGCCUAAGUCACUUUGGGCCCCGUUUGAAGUUCAGCUGUGGCUUUUUCUGUUGCCGAAUCCUGGGAACGAUGGGUCCCAGUGGAGAGUGGUGGCUCCGGUGUCGGUGAGGCAGUGAAUCCACUCUGGAUUUUAGCCCAAACUUUCAAGGAGCUGCCCGAGGGGGCUGAACCUAUUUGAGGGGGUGUCAGCCCCUUGGACAGCGCUUGGAAGUCUGGAGUGGAACAGGAAGAGACUGGUGGUGCAGGGAGUGGGGGAGUGACUGGGAAUGAAUCCUUCCUCCUGUGGAGAGCCGUGAGAUUUGAGAGCAAGGUCCAUAACUGGUUUGAUCGGUAGAGUUAAAGACAGGGAGGGCUAAUCCGUCGCAGCCCUAGCACAGAUCCCGGCCCUUAACUGCAAUUUCUGAACAACAUGCUGUUGCUGUGUGGGGAAUCUCUGGACUGGGUCUCUGUCUUUCCCCUACGAAGUGCCUCCUUCUGUGGUCUUAGGGUGUCCGCGAUCCCUACCAUCUAGAGAAGAGGGUUGUAGUCAGUGCGAAUCCUAUUCAGAGCAGGCCCACUGACGUUAGGGGACACAACAAACUUAGGGCUUGAUUUUGCUCAUUUGGACCUCCACUUUCGGAGGCAGUAUCUCUCUGAGGCAGGAGAGGCCGGCCGAUUUAGGUCGGAUGGGGCGCUGCCCCUCCGACCCCAGUCUGCCCUCGGCAGGCCCCAUGAGCCUGCCUUCUUGCUUACAGCCAAUAAGGGGGUAGCUCUGCCUGUCAUUGGCUCUGGCUCCGCCCACCGUUGGUCUCUCUGUUUUCCGCCCUUCCAGUCCCAACACACGACAGGCCCCUCUGCUCUGAGGACAAAACCCCUGUGUGUGGGGGCCUCCUGGAUGCCUCUGGGGCCACAUUCCACACCACACAUUUAUUCCACUUUAAACAGUCAUGGCUUCUUCCCCCAAAGGAUUCUGGGAAGUUGUAGUUGUUGAAGGGUGCUGAGAGAUGUUAGGAGAUCCCUUCACGGAACUAUCAUUCCCAGAGUGGUCUAACAACCAGUCCCUCUUCCCAGGGAACUCUGGGAAUUGUAGCUCUGUGAGGGGAAUAAGGGGGUCUCCUAACAAUUCGCAGCACCCUUCACAAACUACACUCCCAGGAUUCUUUAGGGGAAGCAAUGACCGUGUAAAGCAAAAUAACAGCGGAAUAAAUACAUGGUGUGGAUGUGGCCUGGAUUAGCCACUGAGGAGAGCAGGAUAUUGUUCUCAGGAGACCUUUGGUCGGAUCCAGCGGGGCUCUUUUUUGUGUUCUCACGUUGAGGUCCAAGGGGGAGGCUGCACAUUCUUGGUGACAGGGAUUCCCCGCGCGAAUGGGUGGCUCCUGAAGCUGUGGAUUUGGAGAGGCGUUGGGGGAUCCCGGGGAGGGUGAGGUCAGCCAUUAGGGUUACAAAAGAGAGCUCUGUGGAAAACUGGGUUGUGUUUGGGAGAACUCCAUGAUGGUCGGUUGCCCUCUGUCCUCCCUGGGGCAAUCUCUCCUCCUUACAUAGAGAGAGAUUUUUUGGGGGGGGAGAAAGCACACUGUAAAUAGAGUGUGGAAAGCAUGCGGCCUUCUGGGUAACAAGUGGGCUAGCAUGACGCAACUUCUCUCUUGACCUUUGCCCAAGCCCACCCACCCCGGUGAUUUUUCAUCUUUUAAAUAUGUGCGGGUCCUGCAUGCAACAGCAGUACAAACGUCUCUGUAUCCCUCUGGAGAAAACAAAGAUGAUC
Molecule: messenger RNA, 5938 nt
Organism: Rhineura floridana
Lineage: Eukaryota; Metazoa; Chordata; Lepidosauria; Squamata; Rhineuridae
Gene: SEMA6B
Product: semaphorin 6B
Exons: 17
Coding region: 584-3334 (916 amino acids)
Biological process (GO): axon guidance; semaphorin-plexin signaling pathway; neural crest cell migration
Molecular function (GO): semaphorin receptor binding; chemorepellent activity
Source: RefSeq, a predicted model, not a curated record